AUGUUCAAGCGCUUCUUUGGAGAGCAUGGCGCGAAGAACGUCGUGACCCUCUUCCACAAGCCGUCGAGCACCGCAUCCACCCGCGUACUCACCAUACUAAAGCAAACGAACGCGCAAGCAGUGGCGCACGCUACGGAGGACCAAGCAAGCUCCCACCAGGCGCAGGACAAGACUGAGCGCAUGGAGUUCGAGCUCGACGUGACCGAAGCGCCGCCCACCAGCGACCAGCUCAAAUCCAUUCUCGAUUACCUAGGUGGACCUGGAGCUGCAUCAAAAGUCGUUUCGGGGGCACAGGAUGAGGCAGAUGCUAUGCGAAGGCUCAAGGCAGACGGCGAGACGUUUUUGCGGCCCGUGGUGGUAGACUGGAACCAAGGCAAAGCAGUCAUCGGAGACAAUGAGUCCGAGAUCUUGUCUAUGCUCCGCUCUAUCCCAAAGGAGACUGAUAAGGCGUAA
Didymosphaeria variabile is the source of this 453-nucleotide messenger RNA. RefSeq lists its product as uncharacterized. The transcript has 4 exons. The coding region runs from base 1 to 453 and encodes 150 amino acids. The record is from RefSeq and is a predicted model, not a curated record. Gene Ontology annotation, cellular component: mitochondrion. Gene Ontology annotation, molecular function: oxidoreductase activity. Lineage: Eukaryota; Fungi; Ascomycota; Dothideomycetes; Pleosporales; Didymosphaeriaceae.